Molecule: messenger RNA, 1451 nt
Organism: Salvia splendens (bonfire salvia)
Lineage: Eukaryota; Viridiplantae; Streptophyta; Magnoliopsida; Lamiales; Lamiaceae
Product: acyl-carrier-protein phosphodiesterase PptH
Exons: 6
Coding region: 186-1334 (382 amino acids)
Molecular function (GO): hydrolase activity
Source: RefSeq, a predicted model, not a curated record
UGUAACUCGCCUCUCCCACCGCAAAUCUGUGUGUGUUGGCUUGGGAUUGGGAAUCCCCAAUUGUGGUUGAUUUUGGCGGUGGCAGUUGCAUUUGCAGAAGCAGCUCCCAAAUUCAGCAAAAAUUGUGAAUUAAUCGAUCUAUUAGGGCUUCAACUGACAGACGAAAUCAGCAAACAAUCUCGUUCAUGGCUCGGAGUCACUGCUUCUUUGACUCCGGGGCUCUCUCGCCGGCGUUUGCUCUCAGGCCUGCAUCUCCGCCUCCGAAUUUGAAUUCCAACAAUGGCAGCUACUUUUCAACUCAACCUCACUGCGCCAGACUCAAUCUCGUUACGAGACCAGCAGUUGAGACGGCCGCCAUUAACGGCAACGACUGCGCCAGAGUGUACGUGGUGUCUGAUUUGCACACCGAUUACUCGGAAAACAUGUCCUGGCUCAGCUCCUUACCCAACCACAACGACCGCCAAAGUGUUCUCCUUGUUGCCGGCGACGUGGCCGAGACUCACCAGAAUUUCGUCGUGUCAAUGUCCAUUUUGAGAGACAAAUUCGACCGCGUCUUCUUCGUCCCUGGAAAUCACGAUCUAUGGCUCCGCAGGGAAAAAAUUGAUUACUUGAGUUCACUUGAUAAGCUGGAUAAAUUGCUGGAGGCGUGUGAAAAGCUCGGCGUGGAGACGAAACCUAGCAUAGUUGAUGGGGUAGGAAUUAUCCCAUUAUAUUCCUGGUAUCAUGAGAGCUUUGAUGAAGAAAGAGACAUAACUGGAAUCCGAAUUCCAUCUUUGGCGAUGGCAUGUAAGGACUACCAUGUAUGCAAAUGGCCUGACGAACUAAAAAAUGGAGAUACUUCCCUUGCAAUGUAUUUUGAUUCUUUGAAUGAUGAAAACGUUGGUGUAGUUGAAGAUAUCUUGAAGAAAUGCACUCAUAUCAUCUCAUUCUCUCACUUUCUUCCAAGGCAAGAGUUAUGUCCAGAAAAAAGAAUGCUCUUCUAUCCCAACCUUCCAAAAGUAAUUGGCUCGAAGUAUCUUGAGAAACGAAUAAGAGCGAUACAUAGAGCAGAAGGGCAGCUACCAGCAUGUCAUGUGUUUGGUCACACUCAUUUUUGUUGGGAUGCUGUUCUUGAGGGUAUCAGGUAUGUUCAAGCACCUCUAGCUUAUCCAAGGGAAAGAAAAAGAAGAAUGAAUGGAGGUGAAGAUUGGCUGCCAUUUUGCAUUUACUCAAGUGGGAAUUUCUCGGAGAAGCUCUCGCCUUGCUACUGGUCUGAUCAUUACUCUGUGAAUCCCAGAACACCCAACAUCACUGAACUUGCUCCCUGGGUCGCCAGGUUUUACUCCAAAGCCUGAUAACUUAUCUCAUUUUUGCUUCUGCUUUCUGUGUAGUACCCAAAAGGAAAACUGAUAUCUGAACUUGUACAUUGAAUAUAAUGAUAUAUUUAUUGCAGCAAGAUUUUGUGAUCCGAA